Molecule: messenger RNA, 210 nt
Organism: Sporothrix brasiliensis 5110
Lineage: Eukaryota; Fungi; Ascomycota; Sordariomycetes; Ophiostomatales; Ophiostomataceae
Exons: 3
Coding region: 1-210 (69 amino acids)
Source: RefSeq, a predicted model, not a curated record
AUGGGUUUCGGCGACGAGAUCAAGGAAGUCGAGAACGCCGUUGACGGCCAGACCUCUGCCCAGCAGCAGACCCAGAACAAGUCCGACUCGGGCAUCGACACCGUCCUCGACAGCGCCGUCGACGGCCUGGCUUCGCGCGAGGGUGUUUCUGCCGCCCUGGACCCCGAGAUCAACAACGUCGUCAACGACGAGGCCAACAAAUUCCUGUAA